AUGGCUUCCGUGCGGAUCCGAGAGGCCGAGGAGGGAGACUGUGGACAUAUCCUGAGGCUGAUUCGGGAACUGGCCGAGUACGAGAAACUCUCGGAGCAGGUGCAGAUCAGCGAAGAAGCCCUGAGAGCAGAUGGCUUCGGAGGGAACCCUUUCUAUCACUGUUUGGUGGCAGAGCUUCUUCCCGCCCCCGGGAAGCCGCAGGGGCCCCGUGUGGUGGGGUAUGGGCUGUAUUACUUCAUCUACAGCACGUGGAAGGGGCGCAACGUUUAUCUGGAAGACAUCUACGUGACGCCGGAAUAUCGGGGUCAGGGGAUUGGCUCGAAAAUAAUAAAAAAAGUGGCUCAGGUGGCCCUGGAUGUGGGCUGUUCCCAGUUCCGCCUCGCCGUCCUGGACUGGAACCAGAGGGCCAUGGCCCUGUACAAGGCCCUGGGAGCCCAGGAUCUGACUGAAAGCGAGGGCUGGCAUGCCUUUCGCUUCGAAGGAGAGGCCAUGAGGAAGUUGGCGGGCAAGUGA
Messenger RNA from Odobenus rosmarus divergens (Pacific walrus), 513 nucleotides. RefSeq names its product spermidine/spermine N1-acetyltransferase family member 2 (gene SAT2). The coding region runs from base 1 to 513 and encodes 170 amino acids. The record is from RefSeq and is a predicted model, not a curated record. The transcript is spliced from 6 exons. Lineage: Eukaryota; Metazoa; Chordata; Mammalia; Carnivora; Odobenidae. Gene Ontology annotation, molecular function: N-acetyltransferase activity.